GCCAGUGCCUUGCAAUUUGUUUUUUUUUUUUGAGCUAAACGAGUAAACGAAUUCGAAAAAUUUCUUCAGUAACCAUUGUGCAAGCUCGCUAUUCUUGUCUAGCAGAACUUUCUUAACUAGUUUACUAAUCGUAUAGUUUCAGAACAUUGGUGUGAAAAGGAACACGAUUGUCAGAAAUAAAUUAAAGUAUGAAGAAGAUGUCAAAUUGGUAGCUUGCACCGUAAGCCAAAAACCCUGGAAAAAAUAAUAUUUCAAUUUGAGGUGGAUUGUUACCCAAGAUUAUUUCAGUAUUUCUUCACACUAUUAAUUACGAAUAUUAAAAAUUCAUAGUCUUAGUCGCAAAGAAAUCUCUUUAAUCCGAAAAAUAAUCAGAAAAGGAUAUUUGAUGACGUCGCAUACCAGAAUUACCUAAACUAGGGAUCGCCACGUGUCGCUUGGACGUACAUUUAAUUGUCGUCUGCACCACGCGUGUUCUCAGAGGGGUAUCUAGAUAAGUGUUCUCACCUUUCCUUAAUUUCUGACGUCUCUUAUGCUAAAUGGUGAAUACUAGGCCAAUCUAUUCAGACCCAACUUUAUUCUUUUGUUUUGUCUUUUGCUCGUUUUCCCAUAUUUUUGUGUGUCUGCGAUGGACAAAGAAGAUAAUGGAUCAAAACAGAGCUCCUCUGCUUCUGUAGGAUCCUCGAGAAGAAGAAGAAGAGCGGUUGAGCCAGUUGAAGCAACGUUACAGAGAUGGGGGAAGGAGGAGGACGGGGAAGGGUUGGAGAGGGUUCGCAGGGUGCAAGCAAAAGGUUCGAAGAAAGGUUGUAUGAGAGGUAAAGGCGGACCAGAGAAUCCGGUUUGUCGGUUUAGAGGUGUUCGACAAAGGGUUUGGGGGAAAUGGGUUGCUGAGAUUCGUGAGCCAGUGAGCCACCGUGGUGCAAACUCGACCCGUAGCAAACGGCUUUGGCUUGGAACGUUCGCUACUGCUGCUGAAGCCGCCUUGGCUUACGACAGAGCUGCUAGUGUCAUGUAUGGACGCUACGCCAGGCUAAAUUUCCCGGAGGGUCUUCUAGAAAAUGAGCCGGGUGGAGAAAUGAAGAAGAAAGAUGAGGCGGGAAGUUCUGGAAGCUAUUGGUUUGAACCUGACAACGUAUCUGAAGCCCGUGAUGGCAUGAUUGAAACGAAAGAUGGGAAGGAUUAUUUACUCUAUGACAACCAUAUAGAGCUUGGCCAAGACAAGAUUGAAAACCUUGAUCCUACUGAUACCAAGAUAGUGGAAACAAUGGCUUACAAUAACCCAGCAGUGAAAGCAGAGGAAGAUUACAGCUUCGAUCGAUUCGAAUUGGAUAGCGGAUUGCUGUACAAUGAACCUGAAGGCCCCAGUUAUUAUCAGGGAGGUGGAUCCGAUUCGUAUCUAGAAUUUUUUAGGUUCUAGCUAGGGUUUUUUUUUAUGCUGCAUUGAUAUACUGUAAGACUAUGUACUAUUAGUUCAUUCCGUUUUCGUUAUCUUAAGA
This is a messenger RNA of Capsella rubella, 1493 nucleotides long. RefSeq names its product dehydration-responsive element-binding protein 2E. Gene Ontology annotation, biological process: response to stress; positive regulation of DNA-templated transcription. The transcript has a single exon. The record is from RefSeq and is a predicted model, not a curated record. Lineage: Eukaryota; Viridiplantae; Streptophyta; Magnoliopsida; Brassicales; Brassicaceae. Gene Ontology annotation, cellular component: nucleus. Gene Ontology annotation, molecular function: transcription cis-regulatory region binding; DNA-binding transcription factor activity. Bases 626 to 1414 code for a protein of 262 amino acids.